This is a messenger RNA of Xyrauchen texanus (razorback sucker), 1246 nucleotides long. RefSeq lists its product as uncharacterized. Lineage: Eukaryota; Metazoa; Chordata; Actinopteri; Cypriniformes; Catostomidae. The record is from RefSeq and is a predicted model, not a curated record. The coding region runs from base 226 to 1170 and encodes 314 amino acids. The transcript is spliced from 9 exons.
GCACCAUCUUUGAAAAAUGUGUCAGUUCAAACGGAAACCCACAAGCAGCAAGACGGAGUAAAGCUGUUCAGGUGAAGCCUUUCGGCCACUCUGUUGGUGUGAGUGUUGGUACAGGUACUGUCAGCACUCUGUCUGGAGUGUAUAUGUCCCAGGACAUUUUUUAAUCAUCAAAAGAACUUUCUCCAGCCAACAAUUUUAUGGCACUGGAGGACUGGACAAAACACAAUGCUGGAGAUGGCAAGGCAUUCUGGAAAGGCCGUUGUCUUGGGUGGUGACAUGAGAGCUGAUUCCCCAGGACACUGUGCCAAGUAUGGAAGCUACACGAUGAUGAACCUGGAAGACAACAAGGUGGUGGACAUUCAAUUAAUCCAGAGUAAUGAAGUGGGUGCAAGUCCACGCAUGGAACGCGAAGGGUUUUUGAGAAGCCUCCAGUUCCUGGAAUCAGCAGGGUUAAGGGUUGGUGCAAUUGUCACAGAUCGGCAUCCUUCGAUACAAAAGUAUCUGAGGGAGCAACGACCUGAGAUCCAGCAUUAUUUCGAUACUUGGCAUGUCUCUAAGGGUCUCGCCAAGAAGAUCGAUGCACUAGGGAAAGAGCGUAGUUGUGGAGAGGUUCUGGCCUGGAGGAGAAGUAUCAUAAACCACCUUUACUGGUGUGCAUCCUCUUCCAAGACAGGCACUAAAGCUUGUGAACGGUUUUGCGACCUGAUGAUAAACCAGCGACUCCUGAAAGACGUGUCAAAACUGAGUCCUCACCAUCAGACCUCCACAGUUGAAGGCUUCCAUAGCCUGAUAUUGAAAUUUGCUCCGAAAAAUGUGGCAUUCUCUUUUGUGGGAAUGUUGAACAGGUUGCACCUUGCUGCUCUUCACUAUAAUGAAAAUUCCAAUCGCGAGUAUGCAUGCAACCGGAGUGGUGAACCGUCUAUCAAAGUGAAAUGGCCAAAAUACAAAAAGGGGGAUCAUUCCCUUCACUACACAAAAACAGCACCAACCUACAACUACAUGGAGAGUCUGCUAAGACUGUUUUUUGAGGAGGUGGUCAUCAAUCCUGUCCCUUACCAAGAGCAGAUUAAUGAACUGAAGGUUCCAGACCACUUAUGUGCUGCCUUUGACAAGCCCGACCUACAGGAAUCUGAAGUCAGACCCUGGUCCCGUUUUACACCGAUGGAGUAGGAGCAGGUUUAGAUUGUGUGUGUGUGUGUGUGUGUGAGAGAGAGAGAGUGUGUGUGUGUGUGAGAGAGUGUGUGUU